Penicillium paradoxum is the source of this 246-nucleotide messenger RNA. RefSeq lists its product as uncharacterized. The record is from RefSeq and is a predicted model, not a curated record. Bases 1 to 246 code for a protein of 81 amino acids. Lineage: Eukaryota; Fungi; Ascomycota; Eurotiomycetes; Eurotiales; Aspergillaceae. The transcript has a single exon.
AUGACGAGCAACACCGAUCGUGACUCGGCGUCUUACCAGCUAGACAUCUCGAAAAAACAGGCAGCCGAACUGAAUAAAACGGGCAGUUCUUCUGCGGGAAAGCGCGGCCAUAUAUUCAACGAUGAGCAAAAUAGUACAUUUGCCAAUCCCACAGAGCGCAACUUGAUGGAAAGUGCCGGCAGAGCGUCUGAAAAGAGGCGGAUCCAUGCCACGGAACAAAUUGCCAACGAAUAUACCACAAAGUGA